Messenger RNA from Penicillium egyptiacum, 543 nucleotides. NCBI's taxonomy places the organism in Eukaryota, Fungi, Ascomycota, Eurotiomycetes, Eurotiales, Aspergillaceae. The record is from the annotation of a GenBank genome assembly.
AUGUCCCAGCCAGUCUACCACUACCUCACCCUCGGGCGCCUCGGCCGCGGCGAGGUCCUCAACCUCUUCCUCAAGGACGCCGGCAUCGACAAAAAAGACAUCCUCUACCCCUGGGACGAGACCUGGUCUGCCGCGAGCGAAAAACUGACCCAGCAGGGCAUCACGCGGACCGGGCAGCUCCCCGCACUCGAGUACAAGGGUUCUGUCUAUACGCAGCACAUCCCGACACUACGCUACUUCGCCCGCGAACUGGGCGCGUACGACGGCGAGACGAACCAGGAGAAGUAUAUUGUGGAUGCUGUCGCUGAUCUUUAUGUUGAUUGGAGGUCCCAAUGGGCUGCCAGCCUAAGCGGCGCAACAGAUGAAUACAAGAACAAGGUUGCGCCCAAGUAUUACAGCGUGAUCGGACAGUACUACACUGAUCACCCGGGGCCGUAUCUGCUCGGCGAUAAAAUCACAUACGCGGAUUUUGCGGUAUAUCAGAGUAUCGAUAAUGAGCGCAGAACAGGGACCCUGCCGGUGAGUAUCUCUAUGAUUUAUUAA